Messenger RNA from Aplysia californica (California sea hare), 1358 nucleotides. RefSeq names its product transmembrane protein 9. The record is from RefSeq and is a predicted model, not a curated record. The transcript is spliced from 6 exons. Gene Ontology annotation, cellular component: lysosomal membrane. NCBI's taxonomy places the organism in Eukaryota, Metazoa, Mollusca, Gastropoda, Aplysiida, Aplysiidae. The coding region runs from base 123 to 755 and encodes 210 amino acids.
CCUUCGGUGAGAUAAGUCAGAUGAUAAUUAGGCCGAGAUUGUGAUUUUGUAUAGAAAUCUAGAAUCUAGUUUAGUUAUAAUAACAUCUCAGUCAAAACAAGUGCAUCACACAGAAAGCCAAGAUGGUUCAUCGAAGCAGUUUCGUCCCUGCAACAGCUGCGUUGAUAGCUUUAGUUUAUCUGUUAAGCCUGUCAGCUGUUUGUGAGGCUGCAAGUUUUGAAGAUACGAGAUGCAAAUGUGUGUGUGACAAAACUUGGGAUGCGAGUGGAAAAGAGACACGAGCAGUCUUUACGAAUACCACCCGUAGUGAACAAUGUGAUUGUGAGCAUGUGGUAAAGCCUUUAGCACCAUUUCUAUCCUGUUCAAGAUGCCUGUGCAGGACAGAAACUAGAAACACUACUACAAUUAAGGUUGUGGUAAUCUUCAUCAUCUGUGUGGUGUCGCUGCUGUUUGUGUACAUGCUGUUCCUGCUGUGCCUGGACCCACUGAUCCAGAGGAGGCCGACCAGCUACCAGCAGCACACCAACGAGGAGGUGAAUUUGUCGCGUGGAGUGCCAGAGGAGGACAUGUCCUCUGGACCCCGCACAGAGGACGCAGCGGCCACAACUCCGACCGGGGCCGGCCCCUCCCCCCAGGCCAUGUCGGCCCGCCAGAGGUCCCUGCUCAACAUGGUGUCCAAGGAGCAGAAGAAGUGGAAGGGCACAGUGCAGGAGCAGCGCAAGAACAUCUACGACAGGCACUCCAUGCUCAACUGAUGGGUCAGCGCCUGCUACUGCUGGGGAGGUUGUGCUAGUGGGUGUUUCUGGUGUGAAUUGCUCCUUCUUUCCUAUCAAACAUCUUCUAUCGUCUUUAUCUCCCCUCCUUUUUUUGUGUGUGUUUGUUGCUCUCUUGUAACACCCCUAAUCUUCGGCACUUAUAUGACCUUAUUGUGUUGCAAGUGCAGUAAAACACUUACUGAAAUAAAAGACGGAUUAGCUCCUGCUCCUGCUGCUGCUGCAGAGGUUGUGCUAGUGGGUGGUCGGUGGGUGUUUCUGGUGUGGUUUACUCCUCCUUUCCUAUCACACAUCUAGCAUUCGUAUUUUCCAUCCUAUCGUUUCUGUCUGAAAAAUGUCAACCCAAGUUGGAUCAUUUAGGGGGCGGGCUUUGACCCUGAAGCAGUACAAGUACAACUCCUUAACACAUUGGUGACUCUGCCAACGAUAUUACUUUAACUUUAACUUGGAAACCUAAAAAGAAGUCUGUCAUCCUUAUCUUUCUCCUUUUUUGUGUUUUUUACUUUCUGGUAACACCCCUAACCUUUGGCACCUAAGGACGUAUUGGUGAUGUAAGUGCUGUAAAACUUACUAACAAAAAAAAAA